AUGGAAGAAUCACAGCAACCAAGGCACAUGAUAUUCUUGAUUCUUGUAAGAAGGGAGGCUACUAAUCCUGAUAAUCUUGUGCGACGAAUCACUGGCAGUAAGUGCUACACGUUAUCUGGAAAAACUGCUGUGAAAUGGGGAACUGAUAAUGAGGAGAAAGCAAGAUAUAAGUAUGUUGAAACAGAAAAAGCUAACCAUAAACAUAUGAAAGUGACAACUUUUAUUCUGCCUGAACUGGUCACACGCAAACUGGAACAUUCUUACAUGCCAUCAAAUGAAAAUGAAUCAAUGGAUGAAACUGGUCAAAAUGUUGAUGAAAAGGAACUUUGGUGUCUUUGUCAAGAACCAGAGUAUGGUCGUAUGAUCAAGUGUGUAAAUGAAGACUGCCCUACUCAAUGGUUCCAUUAUGAGUGUGUUAAUAUUAGAAGGUGCCCAAGAGGAAAAUGGGUGUGUCCUGAAUGCUCAGAGGCACAGGAUUAG
Molecule: messenger RNA, 480 nt
Organism: Mercenaria mercenaria
Lineage: Eukaryota; Metazoa; Mollusca; Bivalvia; Venerida; Veneridae
Exons: 2
Coding region: 1-480 (159 amino acids)
Biological process (GO): regulation of DNA-templated transcription
Cellular component (GO): Rpd3L-Expanded complex; Rpd3L complex; nucleus
Source: RefSeq, a predicted model, not a curated record